AUGCCGGAAAGUCUAAAUAACAUUGAUAAAAACGCCAGCAAAGAAGAAAAAUACAAGCAAACAAUCGUUGAAAUAAAAAGUUUAGUUCAUCAUGAAAAGGAUUUAAUUGCAAACCUUGCUAAUAUUAGCGCUGUCCUUAAAGAAAUAUUUUCUUUCUGGUGGGUGGGCUUCUAUUUAGUUAAAGACAAUCAAUUGGUACUUGGCCCAUUUCAAGGUCCAUUAGCCUGUACCAGAAUCCAAUUAAAUAAAGGCGUUUGUGGUACAAGUUGGGGACAACAUAAAACUAUUGUUGUGAAAAAUGUUCACGACUUUCCGGGUCAUAUUGCUUGUUCAUCAGCUUCAUUAUCUGAAAUCGUAGUACCGAUUAUUCGACGAUCGGCAAACGAUGAACCAACAAAAGUAUUAGGCGUAUUAGAUAUCGAUAGUGAAUAUGAAGCACAUUUUGAUGAUAUCGAUCAACAUUAUCUUGAAGAGCUCGUGCGCGAAUGCAUCGAACCAUCUUUUAGUUAA
This is a messenger RNA of Rotaria socialis, 510 nucleotides long. The record is from the annotation of a GenBank genome assembly. NCBI's taxonomy places the organism in Eukaryota, Metazoa, Rotifera, Eurotatoria, Philodinida, Philodinidae.